Uranotaenia lowii is the source of this 436-nucleotide messenger RNA. Its product is annotated as cytochrome c oxidase subunit 6C-2-like. The coding region runs from base 124 to 366 and encodes 80 amino acids. The record is from RefSeq and is a predicted model, not a curated record. The transcript is spliced from 2 exons. NCBI's taxonomy places the organism in Eukaryota, Metazoa, Arthropoda, Insecta, Diptera, Culicidae.
UUAUCAAAGCAGUCACAGCCAAUAAAAGUGUCAUCUAUUCACUCCAAGCAAUCCGUUGAACCGGUGAACUUUAAAAAUUAUACAAUUUCCUUCGAAACUUCUGUGGACCCUGUCAACACCAAGAUGUUCCACUAUCACGGAAGACCGGUGCUCCGAGGACUGCAUAAAGCUCAAACUACGAAGAACGUAACUGUCGCCUUGUUACUUUGCGCCGCUUCCGUUGUCAUCGGCAAGGUCCUUUACGUCAAUCCCAAGAUGCAGAAAUAUGAAAACCAUUAUCGAAAUUACGAUGCCGAGGCAGCAUUCGAGCGGAUGAAAGAGGCCGGAUACAUGCAAUCGGUGCCGCCAGGAGGCAAGAUUUGCUGAAUUGAUUGUCUUGCUUAUAAUUUUUGGAAAAAUACCAUUGCUAUUAAUAAAACAUCAGUUAUUCUCAAUA